Messenger RNA from Arabidopsis thaliana (thale cress), 1903 nucleotides. Its product is annotated as TRAF-like family protein. The coding region runs from base 63 to 1118 and encodes 351 amino acids. The record is from RefSeq and is marked reviewed. The transcript has 3 exons. Lineage: Eukaryota; Viridiplantae; Streptophyta; Magnoliopsida; Brassicales; Brassicaceae.
UGGUUGGAUUUGUGUGUGCUGUGCCACACUCUCCACUCUUUAGGGUUGCGACGGAGUCUUCAAUGGGGAGAAUAGGGAGUCCACUUGGUAAGAACGAGUUCAGUUGGGUAAUCAAGGAUUUCUCCUCUUUGGGAGUGAGGGCAAUUUAUUCUGACGAAUUUGUGAUCGGUGGCUGCAAAUGGCGUCUUAUAGCCUAUCCCAUGGGAAAUAGGAUUAAAAAGUAUAUGUCUUUGUAUGUGGAAGUUGCUGAUUCUAAACAUUUGCCUUCUGGAUGGAGUAUAAACACAGAAUUGCGCAUGGAAGUUGUAAAUCACAAUUUGUAUAAGCCCUCCCAACAGAAAUAUAGAAAAAAUUUGUGGUUUGAUCAGAAGACUCCUUCCUGGGGUUAUAAAACCAUGAUUCGUCAUUCUAAACUUUCUGGUGAAGAAGGGUUUUUGGUAAGUGGAGAAGUCACAAUUGUAGUCAAGAUAGACGUUUAUAGAGUUUUUGGCAAAGUAGCUGCAAUAGAGAUUUCUGAAGAGGGAUCUAAAGAGGGAUAUGAAUAUGAAUCUGAAGAGGUAUAUAAAAAGGAAUCUGAAGAGGGAUAUAAAUAUGAAUCUGAAGAGGAUUACGAAAAGAGACCUAUAGAGAGAUUUGAAUAUGAAUCUGAAGCGGAAUCUAAAAAGGACUACGAAGAGAGAACUAGAGGGGGAUUUGAAUAUGAAUCUGAACCGGUAUCUAAAAAGGAUUACGAAGAGAGACCUAGAGAGAGUUUUGAAUAUGAAUCUGAAGCGGAAUCUAAAAAGGAUUCCGAAGAGGGAUCUAGAGAGAGAUAUGAAUAUGAAUCUGAAGAGGAAUCUAAAAAGGAUUCUGAGAAUGAUUGUGGAGAGGAAUCUGAAAAGGAUUCUGAAGAGGGAAGCAGACCUCUUAAAAAGAUUAAGAGGAAUGAUGAUGGUGUGAAGUCUAAUGAUUCAGUCAACAAGACUCAACAAGUGAAGGAAACCAUGGAUAUCAAUGGGUUUCAAGUUCUUCCUUCACAGGUAAGUGGAAAUUUCAAACUCUUGAGACAUUGUUAUCAUUUGACUCUCGUUGAUUUUGGGACAAAAGGUGUAACACUUCUAAAUACAGAGAAAAUGUAACUUUUUGUGAGUUUGAGAGUCAACCCCACCCUUGUGUUUCUGGAUAUGUAUACAUAUGGGUUUUACUUUUACCCUUCCUUCUCAAUCGCAGGUGACACUUGUGAGCCGUAUUUUAAAAAAAUACCCAGACAUUGCAUUAGGAUUCAAUGCAAAGAACCGACAUCUGAGGACAGCAUGCAUGAAUGUCCUCAUCAGCCUAAUCGAGACACUGUGCCAGUCACCACAGGAGCUCUCAGACGAAGAUAUGGAUGAAGCAGACAAUGCACUAGUAUACGUGCAAGAUGCAGGCUUUAAGGUGGAUUGGUUGGACAAGAAGCUGAAGGAAGUAAAAGAAAAGAAAGUGGUAGAGCAGACUGGUAAGACCCGGAUUCAAGAAUUAGAGGAGGAAUUGAAGGAAUUUAAGCAGAAGUGCUUAGACAGGGAAGCUCUGCUGGAAAAAGAGAAGGCAAAAGUGUUGGCUGCCCGAGCUUCUCUAACUUUGGAUGAUUUUGUCUGAUGACUUGGGUUCUGCAUGGUGUGUCCUUGUCUGUUCGUUUUAGUAUAUCGUAAUUAGAGUCCCCUUAUAACUUAGGAAGGUAGAGUGACCCUUGUCGGAAUCAAGUUUCCACUUUUUGUAAUGAUGACUCAGUAGGAUUUCGACAUUUUGUAAUGAUGACUCAGUAGGAUAAUGUAAAAGCAUGCGUCUAGUAAUGAAAAAGCAAUGCCUUUUGGCUCAUCAAGUAUAUAAGAAACAGAUCAUCACCGGCAAAGAGCUGAUUACGUGUAUAAUACGCUUUCAAUUUUCA